Messenger RNA from Nycticebus coucang (slow loris), 1746 nucleotides. RefSeq names its product zinc finger protein 41-like. NCBI's taxonomy places the organism in Eukaryota, Metazoa, Chordata, Mammalia, Primates, Lorisidae. Gene Ontology annotation, biological process: regulation of DNA-templated transcription. The record is from RefSeq and is a predicted model, not a curated record. The transcript is spliced from 8 exons. Bases 548 to 1138 code for a protein of 196 amino acids.
AUAAAACCUGUAUAAUUUAUAUUAACAAUUUAUACCAUUUGGCAUAAGGAAAUAACAUACAUCAGAAAAGCAGAACCAGUGCCCAGGCAUCCCUCAAUAAGGUCCAUCCUGUUUGACCACAGUAUAAAACCUGUAUAAGGCAUGUACUUUUUUUCAAUACCAAAGGACUAAUCCUUAAUGUAUUGUGCAUUGAAUUUCAUAUCCCUUCUGUUAUUAUUGUUAUCCCCACUUCCUUUUAUUUAGAUUUGCCUGAUAUACAAAGGAUAAAGAUAUAUUUGAGUACGAGGUUGGGAGGACAUGUCAGAGUUUCUAAUAUCAUUUAAAUUUUGAAGUUGUAGUGUAUUCCUUACAUGAAGCUGAGGUCUCUGAAAAUGUUAGGAAACUGACUUUUCACAAGAAAAGCAGAAGAGGAGACUUUUAGAAUAUUUAAUUGUUAGAUGAGGUGGUGAUUGUGGCAAAGAAAGAUGGAAUUAUAUUCUUUUACUUCACACAGCAUAUUGACUUAGUGGAAGAGAUACAGGCUUUGGACUUAGAUUGAUUUGGAGUCAUGGCUCUUCAUGGCCUUGGAUCUGUCUCUACAAGAUUCCACUCUUUCCAGAGAGGGGGACACAGAGGCAGAGAUUAUGGCUGCUGUGGUUUUUUCAGUUGGACCUCUCUGAGUCAUGAAGUUACCCAGCCAGAUGAAGAUCUUCACCUUCCCAUAGAAGAAACAAAGGUAUACUUUAAACACUGGUAUGAUUUCAAACUGCAAAAUUUCUGUGAUUUUAAAAGACAGCUUCGUGUUUCCUUUGUGAAAACAUACAGUAAAAUAUUGAAUAGAAGUAAGAAGAGCGGCCAUGGGUGUCUUGUUCAUGAUCUCAGGGGAAAUGCAUUUGGCUGUUUACCACAAUCAGUGACAUUUAAAGAUGUGACUGUAGACUUCACAUUGGAGGAGUGGAUGUUGAUGGACUCUACACAGAGGGACCUGCACAAGGAUGUGAUGCUGGAAAAUUACAGGAAUCUGGCCUCCCUGGGGCUUGCAGUUUCCAAACCAGACAUGAUAUCCCAUUUGGAGAAUGGGAAAGGACCAUGGGCCAUGGUGAGAGAAAUCACAAGAACCCCCUAUCCAGGUUUCUGCACUCAAUAUUUAUUAAUUUAGAUGCUCUUUAAAAGAGAACUUGUGGAGGAGAGCAAGAUGGCAGCCGAGUAACAGCUUCCUUGCAUCUGGGCACCACGAGUCCCGGGAGAUAGGACUCCAGGCAUCUCUGGCUGGUGGAAUCUGCCUAUCAUCACCUCUGUGAACUGUUUCCAUGUCUUUGGACUUGGCACUCAGUUGAACUGCCUUGGGGAGAGCCUGAGCGGGAAUGUGGAGAACUCUGGCCGCUGUCUAGGGCCCCAGUCUGAGCCGCCGAGCCAGACAGAGCCAACAGUGUUUGGCUGUGGGCCACAGGGAGCCAUUGCGAGCGAUCGCAAUAUUAUUUUUUCUAUAACUAUUUUCUGUAAAAAUCACCAGUGAAGCCAUCUGGGCAGGUAUUAUCUUCAUAGGGAAGUUUUUUUCAUUUGUUUGUUUGUUUUUGAGAUAGAGUCUCACUCUGUUGCCCUGGGUUGAGAGUCAUGGAAUCAUAGCUCAACUGUUGGGUUUGAGCUUGUCUCUCGUCUCAGCUUCCUGAGUAGCUGGACCUACAAGUGCCUGUAAGAAAGUUUAAAUUAUGAAUUCAAUUAGAUCAACAAAGGAUUAUUCAGAUUUUCUGUCUUUUUUUAAGUUUU